UUCUAAAAAAACACACAAAAAUAAUUAAAAAAAAAAACCAAAAUAUUCUAUAUAUAUUCUUGAUUAAAAAAUUAUGCAUCGUUUUCGGCUAUGGAUUGACAAGAAGAGAUUUGCUUCUAACUCAUUGUUAACGACGGAGUAUGCGGCCGGCCUCACCAAAUUCAUGACCCUCAAAGAAAAUAAGGAGUCUUGCUUAGAAAGUGGUAUGAUGUGGUGUCCUUGUCCAAUAUGUAUUAUAAUGUAUUUAUUGAUAAGGCUUUAGUGUGGUCUCACUUAUAUAGAGACAUAAUUUUGCCGAGUUACAACGUUCGGUAUUAUCAUGGGGAAAGAUAUACAUAACACAGGGGUGGUACUAGUGGAAAUGUUCCAGAUAUGGUAGAAGAAAAAUAUUCGCAGAAGAGGCGGUACGGUUUAAAUGGUUCACGAUGCAUAUAGGAAAAAUAUGCAGUCUUUUCCAGAAGAAGAAAAUAAAGUAGAGUAAUCAUAUUUAGAAGCAAAAAGAUUUUAUGAAAUGUUGGAUGCAUCGAAGACACCAUAUAUCAAAAUUGUCGGGAAGGACAUUCUCUUUUAUUCGCUGCAACAAGGAUGAUGAAUAUAAAGGCGGAUUAAAAUUUUUCUAAAGAUUAGGUAGAUGCUUGGGCCUAUUUUGUGAAAGAGAUAUUCCCUAAAGACAACAUCUCACCGGUUUCUUAUAAUGAAAUUGAAAAGCUUGUUUCUGGUCUAGGUUUGCCAUAUCAGAUGAUCGAUGUUUGUAUCAACAUGUAUAUGAUUUACUGGCAAUCAAACGCAGAGUACUUACAUUUUCGAUUUGGUGGAAAGCCCUGGUUUCAGAAUACUAAUGGAUUUGUUUUUGUUUUGACACCCAUAUUGUAAGUGGUAUAACAAUGAUGAAGCAAAUAUUUUCAAUUUAUAAGCAAUAUAUCUUUUCCACUUGUUUAAAAACAAUAUAUUAAUAAUUUGAUAUAUCUCCUUUGUAUGUUUGCGAAAUAAUGAAAUAUUUCUUUCAACCUGAUUUUUCAAGGAUGAACAUUUUAUUCAUAUAUUCUUUCUCUUGAAACUUUAUUUCCUUUUUAUAGUAAUAAUAGAACGCACUCGACUCUACUACUUUACUCGCGUCUGUAAAGGCCCUUCACUCCUUACUCGAUAGCUCAAAGCUGACCGGAAUCCUCGUUUAUCGUACGUGCACUAUUUAGUUUUUUAACACUUAGAUGACAUUCUUAUUUGUAAAAAUUUUUAAUGAAUCCAGGUACAUAACUCGACCGAUUCCUUACUCGUUAGUUUCGUCAAUUAUUAAAUGAGGUAAACAGAAUCUACCUCUCUGUAAUUUCUCAAGAAAAACGGAAACUUUUCAGGUCACCAGGUCGAGUAGCAGACCCAGCCUAAAAUUUGAGGCGAUGCAAAAAUAAUGCAUUGUUGGAGAAUUGAACCCUGCACCUCAUGGUUUAGAAGUACAUUCUUAACCACUGGACCACUUAGUAUCAAUAUGUUCUAUAUAAAAUCAAUAACUUUAAUAUUUUACCAGGUGCAACUGCCUCCCUUUACACCAACGUAGGUCCGCCCCUGACCAUGUCAGUCCACUAUGACGCAUAUGAAAUAAGUGAACACUAGCAAUAAUUUUUUCUAUCCACUUUUCUCUUUUCUAAUAAUAUGCAACUUUCAUUUCCAAGGAUGAACAUUUUAUUCAUAUAUUAUUUCUCUUUCAAUUUUUUUUAUUUUUUGUGGCAGUAAUAGAAAUCACUCUAUAUAGUACUCUCUACUUUACUCGGGUCUCUAAAGGCCCUUCAUUCCUUACUCAAUAGCUCAAAGCUGACCGAAAUACUCGUUUAUCGUACGUGCACUAUUUAGUAUUAUCACUCUAAUCACAUUUUUUUUAAUGAAUCUUAGUUACAUAGCUCGACCAAUUCCUUACUCGAAAGCUUCGUCAUUUCUUAGAUGAGGUAAAACCGAAUCUAGCUCUCUGUAAUUUCUCAAAAAAACACAGAAACUUUUCAGCUCACCAUGUCAGUCCACUAUGAUGCAUAUAAAGUAAAUGAGCACUAGCAAUAACUUUUUCUGUCCACUCUAUAUAGGACUACACUACUUUACUCGGAUCAUCAAAGGCCCUUCACUCCUUACUCGAUAGCUCAAAGCUGAACGGAAUCCUCAUUUAUCGUACGUGCACUAUUUAGUUUUAUUACUCAGAUCACAUUCUUAUUUGUCAAUUUUUUUUUAUGAAUCCCAGGUAUAUAAUUAGACUGAUUCCUUACUCGACAGAUUCGUCAUUUUUUAGAUGAGAUAAAACUGAAUCUAGUUAUCUGUAAUUUUUCAAGAAAGGCGGAAACCUUUCAGCUCACCAUGUAUGUCCUCUAUGACACAUAUAAAGUAAAUGAGCACUUGCAAUAACUUUUUCUAUCCAUUUUUCUUUUUUCUAAUAAUAUGUAACCUGAUUUUUCAAGGAUGAUCAUUUGUUCAUAUAUUAUUUCUCUUGAAACUUUUUUUAUUUUUUGUGGCAAUAAUAGAACGCACUAUAUAUAGUACUCUCCUACUAUACUUUGGUCUCCAAAGGUCCGUCACUCCUUACUCGAUAGCUCAAAGCUGACCGGAAUACUCGUUUAUCGUACGUGCACUAUUUAGUGUUAUCACUCAGAUCACAUUUUUUUUAAUGAAUCUUAGGUACAUAAAUCUACUGAUUCCUUACUCGAAAGCUUCGUCAUUUCUUAGAUGAGGUAAUCUAGCUCUCUGUAAUUUCUCAAAAAAGACGGAAACUUUUCAGCUCACCAUGUCAGUCACUAUGACGCAUAUAAAGUAAAUGAGCACUAGCAAUAACUUUUUCUAUCCACUCUAUAUAGGACUACACUACUUUACUCGGAUCAUCAAAGGCCCUUCACUCCUUACUCGAUAGCUCAAAGCUGACCGUAAAUCCUCGUUUAUCGUACGUGCACUAUUUAGUUUUAUUACUCAUAUCACAUUCUUAUUUGUCAAUUUUUUUUGAUGAAUCCUAGGUACAUAACUCAACUGAUUCCCUACCCGACUGUUUCGUCAUUUCUUAGAUGAGAUAAAACCGAAUCUAUUUCUCUGUAAUUUCUCAAGAAAGACGGAAACUUUUCAUCUCACCAUGUCUAUCCACUAUGACACAUAUAAAGUAAAUGAGCACUAGCAAUAACUGUUUUUAUCUAGUUUAUUUUUUUCUAAUAGUAUGCAACCUGAUU
Messenger RNA from Arabidopsis lyrata subsp. lyrata, 3188 nucleotides. RefSeq lists its product as uncharacterized. The record is from RefSeq and is a predicted model, not a curated record. Lineage: Eukaryota; Viridiplantae; Streptophyta; Magnoliopsida; Brassicales; Brassicaceae.